This is a messenger RNA of Trypanosoma theileri, 1554 nucleotides long. RefSeq names its product ribonuclease. Bases 1 to 1554 code for a protein of 517 amino acids. Gene Ontology annotation, cellular component: cytoplasm. NCBI's taxonomy places the organism in Eukaryota, Euglenozoa, Kinetoplastea, Trypanosomatida, Trypanosomatidae. Gene Ontology annotation, molecular function: 3'-5'-RNA exonuclease activity; RNA binding. The transcript has a single exon. The record is from RefSeq and is a predicted model, not a curated record.
AUGGACGUUGACAAAUCAAGUUUUCCAUUGAUUUUAAGGGAUUUUGAAGAAUCACUUGAACAAUGUCAUUUCAUUGCAGUUGAUCAAGAGAUGACAGGUGUUCAGUUUGAGGAUCAACCCCCGUCAUGGAGUAUGCGUUUAGAAAAUCUAUUUCAAGAUUCACGUAAAGUUGUGGAAAAUUUUAUUGCAUUUCAGUUUGGGAUUGCACUCUUUACCUUAAAAAAAGAUGGAAUUUAUGAAGUUAAACCAUAUAAUUUUUAUUUACAAAAAAGAUCAGGUGAAUAUCUUGUAAAUGUCGGAGCUUUAGAAUUUUUGACUUUACAUAAAAUGGAUUUUAAAAAAUGGUUGAGUUCUGCUAUGCCGUAUUGUAAUAAAGAUGAAGAGGAAAAAUUACGUAUGAUGAAACCCAAUAAGAGAUAUUCAGAUAUAGAAGAAAAAAUUACUAAGAGUUUGCUUAAAAAAAUUGAAGAUUGGUAUAUUAAUUUAAAUAAUAGUAAUGAAAAAAAUCUUAAUAUUAGUUCAAUUAUGAAUAAAAAUAUUGAAAAAUUAGCUCUUUUAACUCUUAAAGAAAAAGGAAUUUUUGUUUCUUUGGAAUAUAAACUAGAUAAAGAUUUUUUGGGACCUCCAAUUGAUAUUAUAGUUUCACGUGUAGAGAAAGAUGUAUUUGAAUCUUUCAUAAAAGAAUUAAAACAAGAUAAAAUUUUUGAUUUAAAUAAAGAAUUAGGAUUUCGUCAGUUUUGGAAAUCUAUUAUAAAAUGUAAAAAACCUUUAAUUGGUCAUAAUUUUUGGUCAGAUAUUAUGUUUAUGGUUAAUAUGCAUGAGGGAAACAUUGCUUCAUCAUAUGAGCAAUAUAAAAAAGAUAUUCAUACUUUAUUUCCUACUGUUUAUGAUACCAAAACACUUUCUCGUGCAAUAAAUUCUAAGGAUCCUUUUAUUUCAUUUCAUCUUGAAAAAUUAUACCAAUAUUGUUUAAAAAUGAAUGAAAAUUCUGAUAAACCACUGAUUUUUGAGUCACCUCCUGGUUAUCACAGUUAUGAUCCUAGAUGUAUAGGAAGUCACGGAAAAGCACAUGAAGCAGGAUAUGAUGCUUAUAUGACAGGUAUAGUUUUUGCUUUAAUUAAAGAUAAUUACAAAAGUGGAGAAGGUUUUAAAAUAAACGAUUGGGAAAAUAUUAUUUCUGUUUUUGGAAAUCAUUACUACAUGAAUUUGAAUGGUAAAGAUUUUUUGCAAAUGAAGGGAACGUUUUUAUUAAAUUUUGAACAAGAUAUAGAUAAACGUUUGCUGAAUUCUUUUCUUGAUAUUAGAAAAUAUGACGAGGAAGAUAAAAAUGAUCAAGAUAAAAUUCCAUCAGUUUUCCGUAUUACUCACGAUAUAAAUAAAGAAAUUGGUAACUCUUUUGUAGUUCAAUUUAUUGAUGAGACAAUAAAUGAAGAUGAUAUACAAAAACGAAUUGAGUUAUCAAUAAAGGAAAUGGGUGAGUGGAUAUCUCAAACGACAGGAGAAAAGGAUUUUUUUUUCCCAACGAUCAAAAAGAUAUCUCGAUUUGAAAAUUAA